This is a messenger RNA of Trifolium pratense (red clover), 2024 nucleotides long. Its product is annotated as protein DETOXIFICATION 35-like. The transcript is spliced from 7 exons. Gene Ontology annotation, molecular function: xenobiotic transmembrane transporter activity; antiporter activity. The record is from RefSeq and is a predicted model, not a curated record. Gene Ontology annotation, biological process: xenobiotic detoxification by transmembrane export across the plasma membrane. Gene Ontology annotation, cellular component: membrane. The coding region runs from base 155 to 1645 and encodes 496 amino acids. Lineage: Eukaryota; Viridiplantae; Streptophyta; Magnoliopsida; Fabales; Fabaceae.
ACUCCACACAACACCGAAGCAAUAAAUCUUACAGAACUAAGUUCUUAUUACUAACAUCACAUUAAUCUCAUCUCAUUUCUUCCCCUUAUUCAACAACAACAACAACAACAACAAAACUUGUCAAUCACCGCCAUACACGUGUACGGUGAUUGACAUGGAUACUCCUCUUCUCUACGGCACGGCGGAGUCGUCAUCGUUAAUAUUGGAGGAACACGGCGGUGACUACGUGGAAGUGAAAGGAUUUCAACAAGCGAAGAAAGUUUUCGCGAUUGAAACAGUUAGAAUAUGGAAAAUUGCGUUGCCGAUAGUUUUUAACAUUUUGUGUCAAUACGGUGUUAAUUCUAUCACCAACAUUUUCGUUGGUCAUCUCGGUGACAUUGAACUCUCUGCUGUUUCUCUCAUUAAUUCUGUCAUUGGCACUUUCGCUUUUGGUUUCAUGCUAGGUAUGGGGAGUGCAACUGAGACGCUCUGCGGUCAAGCUUUUGGAGCUGGACAGGUUCAUAUGCUUGGUGUUUAUAUGCAACGGUCAUGGAUAAUUUUAUUGGUGACAAGUAUUCUUCUAUUGCCAAUAUAUAUUUUUGCUGCUCCAAUUUUGAAACUACUUGGCCAACAGAAAGAUAUGGCUGAUCUUGCUGGAAGUUUCGCACUUUUAGUAAUUCCUCAAUUUCUCUCACUUGCCUUCAAUUUUCCAACCCAAAAGUUCCUUCAGGCUCAAAGUAAGGUUAAUGUCAUUGCAUGGAUUGGGUUAGUGGCUCUAAUUUUGCAUAUUGGGCUGCUUUGGCUCUUGAUUUAUGUAUUAGAUUUAGGCUUAACCGGUGCAGCGAUUGCAUUCGAUGUCACGAGUUGGGGAAUUACGUUGGCUCAACUUGUUUAUGUGGUGGGUUGGUGUAAGGAUGGAUGGAAUGGAUUGUCGUGGUUGGCUCUUAAGGAUAUAUGGUCCUUUGUUAGGCUAUCCAUUGCGUCUGCUGUUAUGCUUUGCCUUGAAGUUUGGUAUAUGAUGAGCCUCAUAGUUCUUGCCGGCCACCUUGAUAAUGCAAUUAUUGCCGUUGAUUCCAUCUCUAUAUGCAUGAAUUACAAUGGAUGGGAAGGCAUGAUCUUCAUUGGAGUAAAUGCAGCUAUAAGUGUCAGAGUUUCCAACGAACUUGGACUUCGACAUCCAAGAGCUGCCAAAUACUCCGUCUAUGUGACAGUCUUUCAAUCUCUUUUCAUUGGAAUAUUCUUCAUGGGUGUUAUUUUGCUAACUAAGGACUACUUUGCUAUUGUUUUUACCAAUAGCAAGACUUUGCAAGUGGCGGUUGCAAACCUAGGAAACCUCCUUGCGGUGACAAUGGUUUUAAACAGCGUUCAACCGGUGAUUUCAGGUGUUGCUGUUGGAGGCGGGUGGCAGGCCUUGGUGGCUUACAUCAACGUAGGUUGUUAUUACUUGUUUGGGCUUCCACUAGGGUACCUUCUUGGUUACACUGCAGAAUUGGGGGUUAAGGGACUUUGGGGAGGUAUGAUAUGUGGAAUUCUCCUCCAGACCUUGCUGCUGAUGGGGAUACUUUACAAAACCAAUUGGAAUAAAGAGGUGGAUAAUACAACUGCGCGAGUGCAGCAAUGGGGUGGACAAGCCAUAGAAGUUGACAAGACAUUGGCUUCUGCAUAAAGUUGCAUAUAUCUCCCACUUCCGAUUUGUUCUUAGUUUAAUUAGGGAUAAUGGUCUCAAAAGUACUUUUUUGACCAUUUUGCAUUGUAAUGUAGUAGUUGAUUUCUUUCAAUUAGGUACAGGACAUAAUCUGUCUUAUGUGUUGCUGCUGAAAUUGUGAAGACAGAAAAACAUUCAUAUUUUUCAUCUAUCAAUGGAAAAUGCUAACAAGUGCUCUUAAGGCAUUGCUCAAGGAAUAAAAAGUGAUGAUUUUUGCAUAGAAAAUUAUGUAUUUAGUAUUUUGACAAGCAUUUGACUUGUAUUUUCAAGAUAAAAUUUCUUUUUUUAGAUUCCUUAAACAAUGCCACAAGUGCACUUGUUAACCCUUAAUUAUAUAGCA